GGAUGCCACACUCUGGUUAGUUUAGAGGGCCCGCUUAUCGUAGCCUCACCAACGCUUUCUCUUUCAAAUCGAAGCCUACAUUUGGUCUUACGGAAUUCCCCUUCUGCCUAUAUCUCAUCGAUAGAGGCGACCUGUAUCUCAUUUGCACGGCGUUUUCUACCGUAAAGACGUUCUCCAUCACUGAAAUGUUGAGAUUAUUGGUUUUAGCUUUUUUCGCUGGGUGUACCCAGGCCAGCGACGUCCUAGAAUUCACAGAUGACGAUUUCGAAAGCAGGAUCGGAAACCAUGAUAUGAUUCUUGUAGAGUUUUUCGCCCCUUGGUGUGGCCAUUGUAAACGACUUGCACCUGAGUUUGAAGUAGCAGCCACUCGCCUUAAGGGCAUUGUCGCAUUGGCCAAGGUUGACUGCACAUCAAGCAACACUGUCUGUAGCAAGUAUGGAGUCAGUGGGUACCCGACUCUCAAGAUCUUCAGGGAUGGGGAGGACGCUGGUGGCUAUGAUGGUCCCAGAACCGCAGACGGCAUCGUUAGCCACCUGAAGAAACAGGCGGGUCCGGCCUCUGUGGCGCUCCAGACUCAGGCCGAGUUUGACAAGCUGCUGUCAGGCAAAGACGCAUGUGUUGUAGGGUUCUUCGCUGAUGGUGGAAGUGCAGCCCAGGCAGAGUUCCUCAAGGCAGCCAGUGCACUGAGGGAGUCGUACCGCUUCGCCCACACCAACUCUGAGGAACUCUUGCAGCAGCAGGGUGUCGAGGCAGACGGAGUGGUCCUCUUCAGACCCACGGUGCUCAAGAACAAGUUUGAGGAGAGCACCGUGGCGUACAGCGAGGACGCCUUCACCAGCAGCAAGAUCAAGAAGUUCAUCCAGGACAACAUCUUUGGAAUGUGCCCGUACAUGACCGAAGACAACAAGGACCAGCUGAAGGGGAAGGAUCUGUUGGUGGCCUACUACGAUGUGGACUAUGAAAAGAACCCCAAGGGUUCCAACUACUGGAGGAACAGGGUUAUGAAGGUGGCCAAGAGUUUCCUGGAUCAGGGAAAGUCGCUGAACUUUGCGGUGGCCAGCAAGAACGUCUUCAGCCAGGACAUCGCUGAGAUGGGUCUGGACGCCAGCACCGGGGAGCUGCCCGUCGUCAGCAUACGCACCGGCAAGGGAGACAAAUACGUCAUGACCGAGGAGUUCACACGUGACGGAAAAGCCCUCGAGCGCUUCCUGCAAGACUACUUUGAUGGCAAUCUCAAGCGCUACCUCAAGUCUGAGCCAAUCCCAGAGAACAACGACGGCCCAGUGAAGGUUCUUGUUGCCGAGAACUUCGACGCCAUUGUCAAUGACGAGACCAAGGAUGUUCUGAUUGAGUUCUACGCUCCAUGGUGCGGCCACUGCAAGAGCCUGGAGCCCAAGUACAAGGAACUGGGAGAGAAGCUGGCCAAUGAUCCCCAUGUGGUAAUCGCCAAGAUGGAUGCCACAGCCAAUGAUGUUCCCUCCCAGUAUGACGUCAGAGGAUUCCCCACAUUAUUCUUUGUGCCGGCCGGAGAGAAACAGAACCCAAGGAAAUAUGAGGGAGGACGAGAGGUGAGCGAUUUCCUGGCCUACCUGAAGAAGGAGGCCACCAAUCCCCUAGUGACAGCAGAGGAGCCCAAGAAGAAGAAGAGCACUGAGCUAUAAACCUCCAUCAGAAUGGAAACCCCCCCCCCCCAGAACCCCGUGGUCCGUUGUGAGGAGCCGAGGAAGUCCUUAAGGAAGAACUUAAUUAUAUUCCAGUUUUGUAGUGAACUACAGAAUGCUCUAAAAGCCAAGUCAGAAUGCCUCGCCAAACUUCCCUUUUUUUGGGGGUCUUUGGAUGCUAUUGGAAAUACUGUGGUAGGUUGAGAAGAAUGUGUGGCCCGGGCCUGUCUGUUCCAAAGUCAAACAACAAAUUAGUUUUAAACAGGGACAGUUGGCAGCAAAUUUGAGUUUUUAUGUUUGGUUUCCCCCCCAGUCUGUCUACUACACCUCUGAAUGCUGCACUUUGGUUAAACGUCGUUCCACUCAUUUAUCUCUUUUUAGCUUUUUGUUGUCAUCUUCUUGACAAGGGGUAUUGGUAAUGGUGAUUUGAUGUUUAUUUUGUACUAAGUCUUUGUUUUUGUACAUUGGAAGGAUUAUGGAAAUAAAAGGCCCACAAAACUCGAAAGAAUGUUGGGUUAAUUGGAAUAAU
This is a messenger RNA of Gadus morhua (Atlantic cod), 2190 nucleotides long. It is a transcript of the gene pdia3, whose product is annotated as protein disulfide isomerase family A, member 3. Gene Ontology annotation, cellular component: cell surface; endoplasmic reticulum. Gene Ontology annotation, molecular function: protein disulfide isomerase activity. Gene Ontology annotation, biological process: response to endoplasmic reticulum stress; protein folding. Lineage: Eukaryota; Metazoa; Chordata; Actinopteri; Gadiformes; Gadidae. The record is from RefSeq and is a predicted model, not a curated record. The transcript has 13 exons. The coding region runs from base 186 to 1661 and encodes 491 amino acids.